Ziziphus jujuba (common jujube) is the source of this 1385-nucleotide messenger RNA. RefSeq lists its product as uncharacterized. Lineage: Eukaryota; Viridiplantae; Streptophyta; Magnoliopsida; Rosales; Rhamnaceae. The record is from RefSeq and is a predicted model, not a curated record. The coding region runs from base 349 to 1161 and encodes 270 amino acids. Gene Ontology annotation, cellular component: COPII-coated ER to Golgi transport vesicle; endoplasmic reticulum-Golgi intermediate compartment; Golgi membrane. Gene Ontology annotation, biological process: endoplasmic reticulum to Golgi vesicle-mediated transport. The transcript is spliced from 5 exons.
UCCGAAUUGAACAGAUACUUACUCUGUAAGAAAAAGGAAAUGUAGGAUUUUUAUGAACAAUUUCUCUCAUUGAAACGAACGAUUCGAGCCCUAAAGUCACCCCAAAAACCUAUCUCUGCGACUGACUUUCUCAGCAAUCGGCGACUAUCUCUCUCUCAGAUCUGGUUGGUCCGCUCUCAGAACUCAGAUCUUUCUCUCUCUCACUUUCUCCAUCUCUCUCUUCCUACGGUUUCUCUCUCUAGGCAGCGUUUCUUCUCCGGCUGUUCACCGGCGAGGUCUCAGGGUUUCACCGACUAGCUCCAUCACAUCUCAGGGUCUCCCUCACUUUUCCGGUGUUUUGCACUAAAAAUGUAUAACAAUGUGGGAGGCCAGCCUGGGGUACCAAGGCCACCGGUAAAUUCGCAGCCAACUCCAUUUGGGAAUGCAUUUUAUGGAGCUGGUUCUGGGCUUAUCAGAGGUGGAUUGGGUGCUUAUGGAGAGAAAAUAUUGGGAUCGAGCUCUGAGUACGUGCAAAGCAAUAUAAGCACGUAUUUUUCUAAUCCUCAAUACUACUUCCAAGUGAAUGACCAGUAUGUGAGGAACAAAUUGAAGGUUGUUCUUUUUCCAUUCCUCCACAGGGGUCAUUGGACUCGGAUUAGUGAGCCAGUAGGAGGUCGGCUCAAAUAUAAACCCCCAGUUUACGACAUAAAUGCGCCAGAUUUGUACAUUCCAUUUAUGGCAUUUGGUACCUAUGUGGUUCUUGCUGGUUUCUCUUUGGGUCUUCAAGGAAAGUUUAGUCCAGAAGCUCUGAACUGGUUGUUCAUUAAGGGACUGCUUGGCUGGUUUCUACAAGUGGCUUUACUGAAAUCAUCAUUGUUCUUUUUGGGUGGUAGCAGUGAUGCACCUUUUCUCGACUUUGUUGCAUAUGGGGGGUACUGUUUCACAGGAUUGUGUUUUGCUGUUCUUGGACGAAUUCUCUGGAAUUACUCGUAUUACUUUUUAAUGCCUUGGUUCUGCUUAUGCAUGGGAACUUUCUUGGUGAAAACUAUGAAGAGAGUUUUAUUUGCAGAGGUGAGAAGUUAUGAUUCAAGCAGGCACCACAUCCUCUUGCUCCUUAUAGCGUUUGCUCAAUUACCACUUUUCACUUGGCUUGGUAACAUAAGUGUUAAUUGGCUUAUAUAGUAUCCAACCUUUUUACAUUGUAGUUAGAAACAACUGUGUUCAUACAAGUUCCGAAAGGUGUAGGAUAUUUUGCUCCCUGAUUCAACAACUAUUGACGAGUUUCUUUCUGAAUGUUUAUUUUUCUGAAUGUGAGUGUUGUAAUAGUAUUAUAUGAAGAGGAAUAUGGUUAAGAGGGAAUAUCACCGUUUAUAAUUUUUAUUGAAGAUAUCAUUUCUACAUGUUUA